AUGGGCAAGCUGGGCAAUAACAACUCGGAAGUCGACUUCGAUGGUAAGGCGGCUCUGGAGGCCGAUGCACAGGGCACUGAGACGGGCGCAACGGAGGCACUCGAUUCGGAAGGCAAGUUCACAGAGACGGAGGGUAGCGCAACCACGGGAUUCGACCGAGACGAUAGUGCCGCUGAGGGUACCGGGAUCGUGGGGUUCGACACGGGCGGAAGUGAGAUGACAGGCACGGAGCCGCUGGGAAUGGAUACUGAAGGGAGAGAGGCGGAGGGCAGAGGAGCUCCGGGUACAGACACCGCUGGGAGCGAAACUGAUGGCAAGGAAGCUGAAGGCAGUCCCAAGCUCGCGGAUGCUUCGAAGGGGUCUAAGGGCCCUCGGAUGGAGGCACCGGGCAAAGACACGGAAGCCCCGACGGAAAGGUCAGGGAUACUGGCUGACACCGCAGGGCCCGUGACUGCGGGCAGCGAGGGCCCUGGCAACGAGGCAGAGGGCAGACCUAAGCUGAUCGAGAUUCCAGGUAAAGACGCCGAAGCCUUGAUCGUAGCCCCAGGAACCUCUACUGCCGGCGGUGUCGCUGAGGGUAGUACCGCGGAUGGCACUGGUAUCGAAGGGAGUCCCAAGGAUCGUGACGCGGCGAUAGAAGGUUUAGAAAGGCCGGUCGAGGAGCUGGGUACCGAAAUCGAGGGAAGCGGAAUCGCUACCGACGGGCCUAGAUUGCCGGCGACGGCAGAGGCACUAGCACUCGUAGAGCUCGCAGUCAAGCGUGCAAGGCAUUGCGAGAGCUGGAUAUUCACACCCAACGUGGCAGCCGCUCCGUCGUCAUGGACUGUGACGGUCUUGGUGUAA
Messenger RNA from Chaetomium fimeti, 843 nucleotides. RefSeq lists its product as uncharacterized. NCBI's taxonomy places the organism in Eukaryota, Fungi, Ascomycota, Sordariomycetes, Sordariales, Chaetomiaceae. The transcript has 2 exons. The coding region runs from base 1 to 843 and encodes 280 amino acids. The record is from RefSeq and is a predicted model, not a curated record.